GUCGGCAGACCCUUUUCACCGGGGCACGUGCCCCGUUGUGGAUCUGCGGUGCCUGGGUAUGCCUGGGGCACUGAUUUUUUAAUUAAUUAAUUUAUUUAUACCUUUAAUUUUUUUUUAUUUAAGUCUGACUCAUCUGGCAAUCUACAGAAUGCAUGCUAGCAUUUUUUUUUCUUAAAAUAGGCCUAUAGACUACCACUUUCGUUAGAAUUUAAGUCCGACAUACGGACAGAGUAAUUAGAAUCCACUUGCGGCCACUCGGAGCAUGUUGCAGCCGGAGAGUUGCCUGUAACACAGAGCCAGGAGUUGUCCAGCACAGCGUCAGCGACCAUUCACUCCGGCCGGCGUGAAGUGAAGUAAACAGUAAGCGUUACAUUUUUAUCCUCUGGAAGCAUAGAAUGUCUAACAAAUGUGUAUGCCUUUCAUCAAAUAAGGUGAAGGGGCGUCUCUGAAGUGGUGUUAUUAGCUAAUGUGGUCACGUCUGUCGUUAUGCUAUAGUAGCCAGACAGUUCGCUAAUAUAUUAAACUGUAGCGAUAACUGUUUAAGCUGGACCUGUUGAUCGGAGAAAGAUCACAAAUGUCGGGUUCACACUACAUGCCAUCUUAUGGUGUUUCUCGAUUCUUUACGUUCAUGUUUUCAGGGGGUGAUGAUCCCGUGAUGGGGUAUCCAAGUUGUCUUGUCAGCUUAGUUAGCUAGCUAUCGGCAUACUGUAUAAGACAUCUUCUCAAGUUGCCUGGAACCAAUGGCACCGAUGUUAUACUAGCGCAAUUUAUAACAGAAUACAACACUCGGAGGUGGAAGCUGUUUUGUACGCUGUUGCUUUUAAAAAUAGCCCAGUGCAUGCUUAAAUAAGCAGGCUGGCUUAAGCAGCUCAAGCACACGUUGGUCUCAAAGUUGAAAAUGAAUGAUUCUGAAAUUAUUCUCAUUCUGGUGUUUUCUGCUCGAGUAGGCCUACAGACAAAAGCACAGACAUUAAGGGGGCAUGAUGACAUACAGGUGGUUACUUUCAAGACAGUAGAAACAUAAUGUAGAAAAAACAAACAAUUGAUAGGUAUCAUUCAUAGCAUGCAUAUAGACGAAUGUCCUGUUUUUACUAUUCGUUUUUUUGGUGUGUCAGGUAUGUAGAGAGUUAUGGAAGAAGUAUGUUGUACUAGUAGGCUAUGUUAUUUUAUGAUCUUUUGCUGGCAUUGAAUUAUUUGUUAUCUCAGUGACCGGAACUAGAUAUAACAGCCUACUGUAUUAGUUAUGAUUUUGAUCUCAAUUCAACUCAAACAACAUUGUUCUUGUAGAUGGACAUCAGAAAGUUAUUCGCUCGGAGCAGGGAUAAAGCAGCAAGGAGAAAUGAGAGAGCUACGCUAGACAAAGAGGAGCAGCAGAGUGCCGGAGGAGGUGACGGAGGAGUUGAAGGAAAAGGUGAAGGAGAGAGGGAUGUUGAUGAGCACGAGCAGAGACUCAGUGCAGCAGAGUGCAGAGGAGAGGAGCAGAUUGAAGGGACGCAGGUAGAGUUGGCAUUGAGAGAUGACACUGACAGACAGGAGAAUCAGAGGGCAGAAGAGAAUGAGCUGGUUGAGGCAGGGGAAAUGCAGAGAGAGAAGGAAGGACAACAGGAGACAGACAGGCCAGAGAGAUCACACCCCAGAUAUGAGACUGAGAAAACAGUUGCCACAGUGGCAGAGAACAUUAGACUGGGGGCAAGAGAAAAAAGCAGUGUCCACAAUGUUGAGGGACAUACAAGUGAUCUUGGGGGAAAGGAGUCUGGCCCAAACCAAGUUAAGUUGUCAAAAUAUCCCCAGCACAACUUUGGUGCCAAGAAUCGAUCCUUUAACGCCAACUGUGUUGUCGAGCAGUUGGAUUCUGCAAGUGAGCGUGAAAUCAAAGAGAGACGCGAGUACCUCAGCCGGGUUGUGGCUGUUACCAAGUUUUUGGGUAAACAAAAUAUCCCAUUCCGUGGCCAUGAUGAGGGCAUGUCCAGCGACAACCAGGGAAACUUUCUGGAGUUCUCCCUUGUUAACCACGACAAGUUUAAGGAGACCCAGAAACAGCUUGGCUUACAGCCUUCUGAGCUGGUACAGCUGUCCAAGACCCGAUGGUCGUGCCAGCUGAGGUCAAUCAACGCUAUGAUAGAGAAUUUCCCCGCAGUUCUCACGUGCCUGUCCAACAUCAGCAACCCCACGGCUGCCUGUAACCCAGGCUCGAGCACCUUUCUCAAAGAGGAGGACCUCAGAGGUCUCGCAGAUCACUACAAUGUUGAUCUUAAACAAGAGGAGGUGUGGCUGCAGUUGUGA
Molecule: messenger RNA, 2283 nt
Organism: Pleuronectes platessa (European plaice)
Lineage: Eukaryota; Metazoa; Chordata; Actinopteri; Pleuronectiformes; Pleuronectidae
Exons: 8
Coding region: 1288-2283 (331 amino acids)
Source: RefSeq, a predicted model, not a curated record